Molecule: messenger RNA, 5014 nt
Organism: Cinclus cinclus
Lineage: Eukaryota; Metazoa; Chordata; Aves; Passeriformes; Cinclidae
Gene: TAF2
Product: TATA-box binding protein associated factor 2
Exons: 26
Coding region: 9-3656 (1215 amino acids)
Biological process (GO): transcription initiation at RNA polymerase II promoter
Cellular component (GO): transcription factor TFIID complex
Molecular function (GO): RNA polymerase II general transcription initiation factor activity; chromatin binding; transcription cis-regulatory region binding
Source: RefSeq, a predicted model, not a curated record
GGUUCAGGAUGAAUAGGAAGAAAGGAGACAAAGGAUUUGAAAGCCCAAGACCCUAUAAAUUAACUCAUCAGGUAGUUUGUAUCAACAACAUAAAUUUUCAGAGAAAGUCUGUUGUAGGUUAUGUGGAACUGACAAUAUUUCCCACAGUUGCAAACCUGAACAGAAUCAAGCUGAACAGUAAACAGUGCCGGAUUUACAGAGUGAGAGUCAAUGAUUUAGAAGCAGCUUUCAUCUAUAAUGAUCCAACACUGGAGGUCUGUCACCAUGAGUCAAAGCAGAGGAAUCUCAACUAUUUCUCCAACGCCUAUGCUGCCGCUGUCAGUGCUGUGGACCCAGAUGCUGGAAAUGGAGAACUCUGCAUUAAGGUUCCCUCAGAGCUAUGGAAACAUGUUGAUGAGUUAAAAGUCCUGAAAGUGCAUAUAAACUUUUCUCUGGACCAGCCAAAAGGAGGCCUUCAUUUUGUGGUACCCAACAUGGAGGGCAACAUGGCAGAAAGAGGGGCUCAUGUCUUUUCAUGUGGUUAUCAAAAUUCUACAAGAUUUUGGUUUCCUUGUGUGGAUUCAUAUUCUGAGUUGUGUACCUGGAAACUCGAGUAUACUGUAGAUGCUGCAAUGGUGGCUGUUUCAAAUGGAGAUUUGGUGGAAACUGUAUACACCCAUGAUAUGAGAAAGAAGACUUUUCAUUACAUGUUGACUAUUCCAACUGCAGCUUCUAACAUCUCCUUGGCAAUUGGACCUUUUGAAAUCCUUGUUGAUCCAUACAUGCAUGAGGUGACUCACUUUUGCUUACCACAACUUCUCCCAUUGCUCAAACACACCACAUCCUACCUUCAUGAGGUGUUUGAAUUUUAUGAGGAGAUUCUUACCUGCCGCUAUCCUUACUCUUGUUUCAAGACUGUUUUUAUAGAUGAAGCUUAUGUUGAAGUAGCUGCCUAUGCAUCCAUGAGUAUUUUCAGCACAAACCUCUUGCACAGUGCAAUGAUUAUAGAUGAAACUCCACUGACAAGGAGAUGCUUGGCACAGGCCCUGGCCCAGCAAUUCUUUGGAUGUUUCAUAUCCAGAAUGUCCUGGUCAGAUGAAUGGGUGCUAAAGGGAAUCUCUGGUUACAUUUAUGGCCUUUGGAUGAAAAAAACCUUUGGUGUUAAUGAGUAUCGUCACUGGAUUAAACAGUUAAAUAAUGUAUCCAGUACCAAAGUCAAUCAACACUUAGUAAAUUUAAAAAGGGAUCUUGGGAUUGUGGGUCCUGGCUCAGUUGUAAUUGGCAAGAAGAGACUUUUACUAAAGUCAAUCGACUGUAUAAUCCCUGCUUCACAUUUGCAUUUUUCAAUCAAACACCCUCAUACUCUGUCCUGGGAAUAUUACACUAUGUUCCAGUGUAAAGCACAUCUUGUUAUGAGACUGAUUGAGAACAGAAUUAGCAUGGAGUUCAUGUUACAGGUUUUCAACAAGUUGUUGAGUCUGGCCAGUACUGCUUCAUCUCAGAAGUUCCAGUCACACAUGUGGAGUCAGAUGUUGGUUUCCACAUCUGGAUUUUUGAAAUCUAUCUCAAAUGUCUCAGGCAAAGACAUCCAACCUUUAAUAAAGCAGUGGGUAGAUCAGAGUGGCGUGGUAAAAUUUUAUGGUAGCUUUGCAUUUAAUAGAAAACGGAAUGUAUUGGAAUUGGAAAUAAAACAAGAUUACACGUCUCCAGGGACUCAGAAAUAUGUGGGUCCUCUUAAAGUGACAGUGCAAGAACUUGAUGGCUCAUUCAACCAUACAUUGCAGAUUGAAGAGAACAGUCUUAAGCAUGAUAUACCUUGCCAUUCUAAAAGCAGAAGAAAUAAGAAGAAAAAGAUUCCACUGAUGAAUGGAGAAGAGGUAGACAUGGACCUUUCUGCUAUGGAUGCUGAUUCCCCCUUGCUCUGGAUAAGAAUAGAUCCCGAUAUGUCAGUGCUGAGGAAGGUGGAAUUUGAGCAGUCUGAUUUCAUGUGGCAGUAUCAGCUGAGAUAUGAGAGAGAUGUGGUGGCACAAGAAGAAGCCAUUCUGGCAUUGGAAAAGUUCCCUACUCCUGCAUCCCGGCUUGCCCUGACUGACAUCCUGGAACAGGAACAAUGUUUCUACCGGGUGAGAAUGCUGGCCUGCUUCUGCCUUGCAAAGAUUGCAAAUUCCAUGGUAAGUACGUGGACAGGACCACCAGCCAUGAAGUCACUCUUUACCCGAAUGUUUUGUUGUAAGACUUGUCCAAACAUUGUGAAGACCAACAACUUCAUGAACUUUCAGAGCUACUUUCUUCAGAAGACUAUGCCUGUUGCCAUGGCCCUUCUAAGAGAUGUUCACAACCUUUGUCCUAAGGAGGUUUUAAUGUUUAUUUUGGAUUUGAUCAAGUAUAAUGAUAACAGGAAGAAUAAGUUUUCAGACAACUAUUAUCGUGCUGAGUUGAUUGAUGCCCUAGCCAACUCUGUGACUCCUGCAGUCAGUGUGAACAAUGAAGUUCGAACAUUGGAUAACUUAAAUCCUGAUGUACGACUUAUUCUUGAGGAAAUUACCCGUUUUCUGAAUAUGGAGAAGCUUCUUCCCAGUUACAGACAUACUAUCACAGUCAGCUGUUUAAAAGCCAUUCGAGUGCUUCAGAAGAAUGGUCAUGUCCCAAGUGAUCCUGCUCUCUUCAAGUCGUAUGCAGAAUACGGGCACUUCAUCGAUGUCCGAAUAGCAGCACUGGAGGCUGUAGUUGAUUAUACAAAAGUUGAUAGGAGCUAUGAAGAAUUACAGUGGCUACUCACUAUGGUUCAGAGUGAUCCUGUACCCUACAUAAGGCAUAAGAUUUUGGACAUGCUGACUAAGAAUCCACCUUUCACCAAGAAUAUGGAGUCCCCCUUAUGUAAUGAAGCUUUGGUAGAUCAGCUGUGGAAACUGAUGAAUUCAGGAACUUCACAUGACUGGAGAUUACGAUGUGGUGCUGUGGACCUCUAUUUCACACUCUUUGGCCUCAGCAGACCUUCCUGUUUACCAUUACCAGAGCUUGGACUUGUUCUUAACCUGAAGGAAAAGAAAGCUGUACUCAAUCCAACAAUUAUCCCUGAAUCAGUUGCAAAUAAUCAGGAACCUAUGAACAGUACUAACAAUCAUGGACAGUCAGUAGGAUUUCAGAACACCGAGGAUGAUCAUCUUAUUAAGGAAACAGCAUCCAGCAUUUCUGGUCAUCAGCAGGGGGUGAAGAGGAAGGCUGAUAUGCCACUCGGGUCUCCAUUGGAGCCAGGGCAAAUACUAGAGAAGAAUGAAGACAGUAAAGUCAAACUCAAAAUCAGAUUCUCAAACUCUCAAGAGGAAGAGGAAAUUGAUAUGGACACAGUUCAUGACAGCCAAGCCUUCAUUUACCAUCAUUUGAAUAUGCUGGAGCGACCAUCCACACCAGGUAAGGAACAAUCUUCUGGAGAGAUAAACAUGCACCCUGUCUCAGCAGCUCCACUCUCUGUGUUCAGUAAAGAAUCAAACUCCUCAAAACACAGUGAUCACCAUCACCAUCACCACCAUGAGCACAAGAAAAAGAAGAAGAAACACAAGCAUAAGCAUAAACAUAAACAUAAACAUGACACUAAAGAAAAGGAAAAGGAUCCCUUUGUUUUCUCUAACAGUCCAGCCAGUGCACGAUCAAUCCGUUCCCCAUCACUUUCAGACUGAUACCAAUGGCUUCUCUGGAGUUCAACUUGCAAUACUCUUGGAGUACUUAGAAGGAUGUACAUAACUAUAGCUUCUAUCUUUUUUUUUAUGGAACUAAGAAUAUGUGAAUUGCCUGAGCAAGUCAGAAGCUCUGCCACCUUUGAAGCCUUCUUUUUGCAUGUGUGGUUGUUGAAAUCUGAUUCAAAAAAUAUGGUUUAUGAUUCUGACUCAUUUUGUAUUUCACUGUUCUCCACACCUCCCACUCUUUUUUCCAUUUUAAACAAAGAAAACAGCCCUUUAUGUAAGGGCCCCAUGUCCACUGGCAACCCCCUGCACAUCACGCUUACCAUGUGUGUUGCCAGAAUCAAUUAUGGUUUAAUCCUUUGAAGAAUGUUAGAGGCAGAGUAUGUUUUAAGCAGAAGCCAAUUGCCUGGCCUUUGGUGACAGACUGUUUCCAGAGCAGUAUUGUAUAACUAAGAGUAGAUCUCCUCAGAAGACAGGGAUUUCCUUUAGUCUUCAGCUGACCUGUUUCUUGCUUUAACCAUUGCAACGUAAUGUCAGACUUCUAAAAGAACAGUAUGUAGAACAUUUUCAAUUUUCAGAUACUAAAACUCUUGAAAAAUUCCAGGCUGCUUUUAGGCUGGUGGUAUUUAUUAUGGACAUGAGCCUUUUAAUAUGAUUAAAUUCUGCAGUUGUUUUUGGAAUUUUAGCAAAAUGCAUAAUGCAUGUUUUGUCCUGUAAUCAGGCUUUUAAAAAUCCAAUAAAGUUUGCGAAUUAUUUUGACAGAGACAGAUUUUUUUCUUCAAGCUUACAUUAGAAUAUGCUUUUGAAAUAUGUUUGCUAAAAUUUAAAAAAUAAUUCUGAAAAGUUUAAAAAUUAAAAUAUCGAAAACAUGUAUUUCUUCCUCCUGAGGGGUGAUUUGUUUGAAAGCAGGAUCAGCUCAUGAAUCCACAGGAGAAAUAUAUCAGUAGAUUAAACUGGGUCUGGUACUUUAAAUGAUGGAUAUAUUUAAAUUCCUUUAGCUGUUUUUUAUGCAGUGUACUAUUUACACCUGGAAAGUGUUUUAUUUAAAAACUUAAUUUUUAAAAAGUUUUAAUAAUACAGAUAAAUAGUCUCUGCCACUUUUUAUCUAUUCUCUUUAUAUGUGUAUAGAGGCAGUGUUUUAUUUCCAUAUACUGGUUAGCUUCUGUUGCCCAUAGUUCACAUAACAUUCUAUAAGAUGGUUGUAUUUGGGUUAAAUAUUUUUUUUUUUAUCAAUUUUCACAAACUUUCAUGAGAGAGUGAUUCUCCUUAAAGCAAAGAGAGAAAGUUCAAGAGGGACCCAAGAAGACUUUUUUAAAGCUAUAUUCUGUUUCAUGAAAGUUAAUAAAUACUUUUAU